AAAAGCACAUCUCUUUAUUAGCUGAUUUCACAUUAUAUUUUCCUUUUUUCUUCUGUGCACUGACUUUUCUGUAUUUUGCUCAAGACUUAUCCGGAUUUUGGGGUCUGCUGUAUUGCCACCGUCUUCAAUCUCUACAAACCCUAACCUUCGGAUCAGGUCUGAGCAUCCAAGUUUCGAGAUCUGUGUGCUCCUGUUGUCUUCUACUCUCAGCCAAGUUUCAUGUCUGAUCUCGACGUCCAAAUUCCUACCGCUUUUGAUCCCUUUGCCGAGGCAAAUGCUGAUAACUCUGGUGCUGGGUCAAAAGAUUACGUGCACAUCCGUAUACAACAAAGGAAUGGUAGGAAAAGCCUGACAACUGUGCAGGGGUUGAAGAAAGAAUUCAGCUAUAACAAGAUACUGAAGGAUCUUAAGAAAGAGUUCUGCUGCAAUGGUACUGUCGUUCAGGAUCCUGAAUUAGGCCAGGUUAUUCAACUUCAGGGUGACCAGCGGAAGAACGUUUCUACAUUUCUUGUCCAGGCUGGAAUUGUGAAGAAAGAGCACAUCAAAAUUCAUGGUUUCUGAUUGCUCUCAUCAGCCUCAGCUGCACAGUUAUCAUACUUGUUAUGUCAAUGCCAGAGAUAGGCUAUCCAAACUCAGUUCUACUAAAACUUACUAGUGUUUAAUUUCUGCUGGUUUGAUAUAAACACUGUAUUUGCUUCUCUAUGUUCCGUCUGAAUAUGAAUCGUGUUAUAUUUUCGAGCACUUUACGAACCAAUGAUGAUAUUAUUGAGUGCUCAA
Solanum dulcamara is the source of this 777-nucleotide messenger RNA. RefSeq names its product protein translation factor SUI1 homolog. Gene Ontology annotation, molecular function: translation initiation factor activity; RNA binding. Bases 220 to 561 code for a protein of 113 amino acids. The record is from RefSeq and is a predicted model, not a curated record. Lineage: Eukaryota; Viridiplantae; Streptophyta; Magnoliopsida; Solanales; Solanaceae. The transcript is spliced from 5 exons. Gene Ontology annotation, biological process: translational initiation.